Melopsittacus undulatus (budgerigar) is the source of this 2505-nucleotide messenger RNA. RefSeq names its product microtubule interacting and trafficking domain containing 1 (gene MITD1). Lineage: Eukaryota; Metazoa; Chordata; Aves; Psittaciformes; Psittaculidae. Gene Ontology annotation, cellular component: midbody. Bases 362 to 907 code for a protein of 181 amino acids. The record is from RefSeq and is a predicted model, not a curated record. The transcript has 6 exons. Gene Ontology annotation, biological process: midbody abscission.
UGCUGGAGCUGGCCGGGGCGAAGACGGUGAAGCGGGCGGUAGAGCUGGACGUAGCGUCUCGGUUCCAGGAGUCGCUGGUGUGUUACCAGGAGGGCAUCGACCUGCUGCUGCAGGUGGUGAAAGGUACCGGCCGGGGAGGCAUGGCGCCCGUUUACCACAGCCGUUGAGGCGGGUGGCUGUUAAACACCCCCGGUUCUGUGAGAGGGGUGGUUGGGCGGAGAAAUGAGGCCUGUCUGGUGCUGAGGGCCGGCCCUGAACCCUCGCCGCCUCAUGGAGAGGGAGAGAGCUUUUGUGCUUUUGAUUGACAGCCACGAAAGAUGAGGCCAAAAAACACCGAUACCGGCAGAAAAUAUCCGAGUACAUGACCAGAGCUGAGGAGAUUAAGAAACACAUUGAAAAAGAGAAACAAGAUGGCAAAUACCAUAAGCAGAUCAGGAUAGAGGAAAAUGCAACAGGUUUCAGCUAUGAAAAGGUUUUCCAAGAGUACCUUUCUGAGAUUGUUUCCGAAGUUUGGGUGGAGGACCCGUACAUUCGAAGUGUUCAUCAGUUGUAUAACUUCCUGCGGUUCUGCGAGAUGCUAGUUAAGGGGCCAUGCAAAGUGACAACGAUCCACCUCCUCACUUCCUAUGAUGAAGGUAGUGGGAAGAGUCAGCAGAUAACUGGCUUGGAUGAAAUACGACAAUCAUUGAAGAAUUAUGGAGUAACGCUGAAUAUUGCAUUUUCAUCUUCAAUCCAUGAUCGAGAAAUUAGAUUCAACAAUGGAUGGAUGAUUAAGAUUGGAAGGGGUCUUGAUUAUUUUAAGAGGCCACAGGGUCGUUUCAGCAUUGGAUACUGUGAUUUUGACUUGCGACCUUGUCAUGAAACAACAGUGGAUGCCUUUCACACUAAACAUACAAAGAAAAUGUGAUCAGAUACAACUUCUUUUAAGUGUUUUUAGAAGCAUAAAAAUGUAAGGUUGGAAGAUGCUGUUUGAUUCCACCUCUCCACCCUCAGAGUACUUAGUCAAGCACAGCUUUUAUAAUCUAUAGUUUUAAGAAUAUUUGAGAUUUUUCAGCCUGAGAAAACACAGCUGUACAAUUCCUUCACUGUGCUUCUCCGAUAAUCUUAAUUAAUAUAAGCCAUGUCUAAAUUUGAUCUUGGUAACAGACCCUCAAUAGUGCCUGUCAAAGGCAUCUUUACUGUCUUGAGCAAAUUUUGGUUUUAAUAUCUUUAACUGAACACCUCACAAACAUUUGAAGCUGGGCUGCCACAUGUCCUCUUAUAAGCAGCCUUAUUUAUUUCCUUUAAUUUCUGUAUUCUAGUCAUGACUAUAGUUCUGCUGUGUUUUGGUCAAUCCUGUAAUAUCUGAUUAGAGGCUUACCAGCAACCCCAAAUCUGACAUUCCGUUUUCCAAGCUCCUUGCAUACAAACACUGUAGUAUUCAGUAUAUGGACAUUUUGGGGCCGCCUUUUGUGCCUCUGCAUGAUUUUCGGCUGGAAAGUAUGCAAGCAGCUAUAUUCUUUUCCUUGUCACUCCUGUGUGUUCUUUUAUUCUGUGAUGCAUGGUCAUAUACCUUAUUUCCAUCUUUUAUGCACUAGGUGUGGAAAGGGUGUAUGAUCCUCUCCCAGUCUUUUUCCCUGACUUCCAAGUUUAAUGUCCUUCCAGCUGGUCAUGUCAGUCUCAGCUGCAGUAAGCUACUUCCCUGCUACUAAGAUAGUCCUUUAAAAAAGUAAUAAUUGAUUUUUUAAUUCUUGCAGAAGUUGGAUACCCUGAAGUUUUCUUGCUAAUAUUAGCUAAUAAUGAUAUUAAGGAUUGUGCUAAUAGGAAAAAAAAAGAAGUAUUUUCUUGUUUUUCUUUCAUCCUUUGAAAACCACAAGGUAUACUGAGCUGCUGCUGCUUUUUUUAUACAAGAGUUCUUGAUCAUUUUCAGCAAGUAUCUGGCAAAGACACACAUUCUGACAUGUAGAACAGGCAGUGCAGUUCCCACCAAAAUCUUUUGCACUUCAGGACUGACAGGUGCCUUAUACUUUCUGCAUCUUGUAAUACAGUAUGCCUCUGUAUUCUAGCAUGUUCAUUGCUAGAACUUCUCUCUCCUCUGUUUAUUUUUCCUAAUGACUACUGUAUUCUGUUAUCUUUUUAUUUUUUAAAUUUGCUUUAUUAUUUCACCUUCUGUCAUCUAAAGUUGCUAUUCUUUUACACUUGCCUCUGACACAAGUCUAUUCCACAGCUAUCAAGAAGAAUCAGAGCUGGUCUUUGCCUUGUUCUGUGGGUCACAGUUUGGCAGUGGACUGUCUUAUCCUUUUGCUUAAUAAUGUCUGCUUUUCAAAGUAACAUAUAAAAAAAGAGUAACAUACAUGCCACAGAAGCUGUAUGCUACCAGUCUACCUACCCCUCAAACAUUCCAUAGGAACUCUCUAGCUUGCUGCUGUGAUACUAGGUUUCUAGUCACUGUCGUCAAUUUUAUUCAGUUGUGUAUAAUAUAUGCCAAUAUUUAAUGGGAAUAAAGGUUAUUUUUUACUAUUUGUA